Blepharisma stoltei is the source of this 1461-nucleotide messenger RNA. The record is from the annotation of a GenBank genome assembly. NCBI's taxonomy places the organism in Eukaryota, Ciliophora, Heterotrichea, Heterotrichida, Blepharismidae.
AUGGAAAGAACUUGCUUAUGCUGGGAAGAAAUUUUAAAAGUCGAUGAUAGCAUUAACAUUUCAGCUUUCUAUGCAGAUGAUAUCUAUACUCUAAUUGGAAGAAAUGAUGGAAUGCAUUGAGUUUUCAGAAAAUCAAUCCAAGACUAUUCUUUUUCAUUUGACUCAUCAAAAGUGCUUUGAAUUGAAAAAGUCAAUCAUUAUUUCUGUUCUAGCUGCGAAUCAAGGAAUAUUUACAUAUACAAGCUUAAUGAUUCUCAUGAUUUAAUCAAGAAAAUUAUAUUUGACAACCCUAUCUCACAAAUGGUACCUUUUCAAUCAAGUUUAGCAUUAGCAACUACCUCUUGCACCAUCUAUUUACUAUCAUCAAAUUUUGAGUUAAGCAAGUUUUAUGAGCCAUUAAACCCUAAUAAUGAGCUUGUACAAUUAAACUCGUGCAAUGGUAUAGUUAUUGUAUCAACCAUGACAAGAAGCAUUAUUAUUUCAUCUGGACAAGCUUUUCCAAUAGGCAAGAAAGAAAGAAAUGCCCCAUAUAGUGCUUGCAUGGUAGAUGAAGAUAUUAUUUUUGCAUCAAGUCCUACUGGUGACUUGUGAGAAGCUAAUAGUCAAGGUGUUGUUUUGAAAAAUCGAAGCUAUAAGAGCAAAACAGGCCAAAAAGUAAAAUUUACACUAUGAUUUCCAGUUGAUAGCAAGUAUGUUUUAUCAUUAGAUGGAGAUGAAAAAUCAUUAAUUUUACUCGGGAUUGAUCAAAAAAGUAUAGUUUGCAAAGAAAUUUCAGUUGGGAGACUAUGAUUUAAUUGGCAAGAAAAAAAAUUAUUCCAGUUAAAUGAAGAUAGCAUACAAAUUUUAAAAAUAUACACAAAUAUUGAGUACUUGCAAAGACUUAUAUCAUUAAAAGAUGCAGAAAAUUCUAUUAAAUUGCUUAUGAAAGAUAAUUCUUUGCACAAACUUGAAAAUCUGCAAGAUCUUUGCAAGCUUGUAUUCAUAGAAAGAGUAUCAAUAGGCCAAGAGUUUUUUGAUUAUUUUACAUCAUUAAUUGGACAGCUUGAAGAUGAAAAUUUUAUAUUAAAAAUUGACCAAAAAAUAGAAGAAAAUUAUGAUGAAAAUAUCAAUGAAUUCGAGGAACUCUCGAAAGAUAUAAAAAUACCUAAAGAAACUGUAGUUGAGGUAAGGCCAAAGAGAAAAGGAAGAAAUAUAUUGAGCUUAUUAUGAGAGGCAUUUUUUGUUUGGAAGCCUUUGAAAGGAAAGGAUCGGAUUAGAGUGAUAAAAUUUUUGAGUGUAAAAGUAUACGUUUCAAUGAUUGUAAAAAAUGAUUUAUUGAUUCUAAUUUCAAAAAAAUAUGAUGGGCUUGAAAAAAUUAGACGGAUGAAAUCUAUAGCAUAUGAUUCAUACGAUAAAAUAAAAUAUCGCUUGAUAUCAAUUGAAGAGUAUAAUUAUAUUCAAAGAAUUUCACAGAUUUUAUAA